AUGGCUGAGACAAAAGAGAUCCAUAUUCCUAUCGAUACCAACCCAGUCACUUUGACAAGAUCCAUUAUGAUGGAUCAGAGACGCAACCCAGACGCCAAAGGUGACCUGACGCAGAUUCUUAACUCCAUCAUGCUUGCUUGCAAAUUCGUCAGCAAUGUAGUCAGAAAAGCUGGAAUCUCCUCUCUCUAUGGACUUGCUGGAAGUCAAAACGUCCAAGGCGAAGCCCAGAAGCCAAUUGAUAUCAUUGCGAACGACAUUUUCAUCAACUCUUUGAAAUUCUCCAAUAAAAUCGCAGCACUGGUCAGUGAAGAAGAAGAUAAAAUCUACAUUAUGGGUGGCGCUGAGUCAGGAAAGUACAUCAUUGCUUUCGAUCCUUUGGACGGGUCUUCCAAUAUUGAUGUCAACGUCUCAAUUGGGUCUAUUUUUGCCAUCUGGAAAAGACCAGAUGCAAGCGCCCCAGUCUCUGCAAGAGACUUCUUGAGAAAUGGGACUGAAAUUGAAUGUGCUGGGUACUGCAUUUAUGGAAGCUCCACUCAGCUUGUCCUCGCAACGAAGAACGGAAAGGUUGACUGUUUUACUUUGGAUAACUCAAUUGGAGACUUCAUUUUGACCCAUCCAAAUAUGAAGAUCCCAGAGAGAGGGCACAUCUACUCAGUUAAUGAAGGAAAUUCCUUGUUUUGGGACCCAGCCAUCACUCAUUUUGUAGACUCAGUCAAGCAUCCAGAAGACGGCAACCCUUACUCUUUAAGAUAUGUCGGGUCAAUGGUAUCAGAUGUUCACAGAACUCUGCUGUACGGAGGCAUUUUUAUGUACCCUGCAGAUAGUAAGUCUCCUCAUGGUAAACUCAGACUCCUUUACGAAGUCCUCCCAAUGAGCUUUAUCACUGAGCUCGCAGGCGGAAGAGCCACUGAUGGCAAGAGAAGACUGUUAGACACUGUCCCUGAGCACAUCCACCAAAGGUCACCUUGCUACAUUGGUAGUCCUUAUGAGAUUUCUCAGCUUGAAGCAGCUUAUGCCAGCUUAACUUAA
Blepharisma stoltei is the source of this 1029-nucleotide messenger RNA. The record is from the annotation of a GenBank genome assembly. NCBI's taxonomy places the organism in Eukaryota, Ciliophora, Heterotrichea, Heterotrichida, Blepharismidae.